Molecule: messenger RNA, 2760 nt
Organism: Myxocyprinus asiaticus (Chinese sucker)
Lineage: Eukaryota; Metazoa; Chordata; Actinopteri; Cypriniformes; Catostomidae
Product: glutaryl-CoA dehydrogenase, mitochondrial-like
Exons: 12
Coding region: 156-1481 (441 amino acids)
Biological process (GO): fatty-acyl-CoA biosynthetic process; fatty acid beta-oxidation using acyl-CoA dehydrogenase
Cellular component (GO): mitochondrial inner membrane
Molecular function (GO): flavin adenine dinucleotide binding; fatty-acyl-CoA binding; glutaryl-CoA dehydrogenase activity
Source: RefSeq, a predicted model, not a curated record
ACCCACACUGUCAUGUUCCUCUUCCGUCCUCCAUGCGCUGUCAGUCUGUAAAUAUCUAACCUGUCUAACGUCACAGACGUUGUGUGACAACAGUGAAUUUGUUCCGUGUCUUCAUAUAAAGUUAAUCUAACUUGUUUGCAGAGGAAACCCUGGUCAUGGCAUUAAGGAGUGUUAGUCGUCUGCUUGUGAACAAUCAGAGAUGUUUCCUCUUCACUGCAAUGAGAACACAGGGAACUGCAGCCACUGCUUCACAGGAUGGAGAGAAGGCUGGGGAAAAGAAGCAAGUGAAAACACCUAAAGUGCAGUUUAACUGGCGAGAUGCUUUGGAUCUGGAGGGUCUUCUGACGGAUGAGGAGAUCAUGAUCAGAGACUCUUUUCGCGCCUACUGUCAGGAGAAACUCAUGCCACGCAUCAUAAUGGCCAACAGAAAUGAAGUGUUUCAUCGGGAGAUUGUGUCUGAGAUGGGGGAACUGGGAGUUUUAGGCCCAACCAUUAAAGGUUACGGCUGUGCUGGUACAAGUUAUGUGGCGUACGGUCUCAUCGCUCGUGAGGUGGAGAGAGUGGACAGCGGCUAUCGUUCGGUCAUGAGUGUUCAAUCAUCACUGGUCAUGCACCCCAUCAAUGCUUAUGGCACUGAAGAACAAAAGGAGAAAUACCUCCCGAAACUGGCACGAGGAGAGAUUCUAGGUUGUUUUGGACUGACUGAACCAAACCACGGCAGUGACCCGAGCGGCAUGGAGACCAGGGCAAAAUACAACCCAUCCAGUCGCACCUUCACCCUCACCGGCUCCAAGACCUGGAUUACAAACUCACCGGUGGCCGAUAUCUGCGUGGUGUGGGCCAAAUGUGAUGACGGGAAGGUACGUGGUUUCAUCUUGGAACGUGGCAUGAAGGGGCUCUCCACCCCCAAGAUCGAGGGCAAGUUCUCCCUGCGGGCGUCGGCCACUGGCAUGAUCAUCAUGGACGAGGUGGAAGUUCCAGAAGAAAACUUGCUGCCCAAAGUUUCAGGCCUGGGGGGCCCGUUUGGCUGUCUGAAUAAUGCUCGCUAUGGCAUUGCAUGGGGAGCUCUGGGGGCCGCAGAGUUUUGUUUCCAUGCUGCUCGAGAGUACACACUGGACAGAAUCCAGUUUGGAGUUCCUCUAGCCAGAAACCAGCUGAUCCAGAAGAAGAUGGCAGAUAUGCUGACAGAGAUCUCCAUCGGCCUGCAGUCAUGUCUGCAACUGGGCAGAUUGAUUGAUGAGAAAAAAGCAGCCCCAGAGAUGAUCUCAAUGCUGAAGAGGAACUCCUGUGGUAAAGCCCUGGAGAUAGCAAGACAGGCCCGAGAUAUGCUGGGAGGAAACGGCAUUGCAGACGAGUACCACAUCAUUCGGCACGUCCUGAAUCUGGAAGCCGUCAACACUUAUGAAGGUACCCAUGAUAUCCACGCUCUGAUCCUGGGCCGAGCCAUCACUGGACUGCAGUCCUUUACGGUGGAAAAAUAAAACACGCAAUGGACAGAUCAUGUACACUGAAUGUUGCUGCCUUUUACUGAUAACCCAUAUAGUUACUGGAAGCAAUUUAGGGUUUGCAUCAUUUACCACUACAACUUCUUUGAAGUCUUUAAUAAUGAAAAAAUCUAAAUCUGGUGAUCAAAGGUGGAAAAACUUAGAAGUAUUUUAUUUAAAGGGAUAGUUCACCCAAAAAUGAACAUUCUCUCAUCAUUUACUCACCCUUAUGCCAUCCCAGAUGUGUAUGACUUACUUUCUUUUUUAGAGGAAUAUUUCAGCUCUGUAGGUCCAUAUAAUGCAAGUGAAUGGGUGCCUAAAUUUUAACGCUCCAAAAAGCACAUAAAGGCAGCAUAAAAGUAAUCCAUAAGACUCCAGUGGUUAAAUCCAUGUCCUCAGAAGGGAUAUGAUAGGUGUGGGUGAGAAACAGAUCAAUAUUUAAGUCCAUUUUUGCUAGAAUUUCAUAUGCAUGAAGAAUGUGAAUCAACAAAAACACAAGAAGAAGAAUGUGAAAGUUAAAGUGGAGGUUGACUGGGCAGGGAGGAGAAUUUAUAGUAAAAAAGCAUUUAAAUAUUGAUCUGUUUCUCACCCACACCUAUCAUAUCCCUUCUGAGGACAUGGAUUAAACCACUGGAGUCAUAUGGAUUACUUUUAUGUGGACUUAUGUGAUUUUUGGAGCUUCAAUAUACUUGCAUCCAUUCACUUGCAUUGUAUGGACCAAAACAGCUGAGAACUUCUGAAAAUCUUCAUUUGUGUUCAGCAGAAGAAAGAAAGUCAUACACAUCUGGGAUGGCAUGAGGGUGAGUAAAUGAUGAGAAUUUUCAUCUUUCGGUGAACUAUCCCUUUAAGUCCUUUACGUCAUUUUUGAAUGUCAUUAUAUAGUCCCAUGUCAAAAAGCUGUUUUCCUGUGUUCCAGAAGUUUUAUUUAAGUAGGUUUGUAAAGAAAAGCGCAGGAAAGGUUGAAAAGUGCAUGUUUGUAUGUUUUUGCAUUACUAUGUAUAGAAAUGUAAUAAAGCUAUUCACUCAGGCAGUGUUACACUAUAAACAUCAUUUUAACGCAUUUCAAUUUCAUAAAAGUCUAUCAAAUUGAAUUGAGUAAUCUUCAAAAAAUAAAAUAUUUUUUAAAGAAUUUAAUUUUGUUAACAUUUCACAAUUCAAUAUGAGGGAAUUGUGUUACGAAAUUGAAACGCGUAAAUCUUAAAAAUAGGCAAAAAUAUAUUUUUUUGAGUGUAAAACUGUAUUUGAAGCUGGUGAAUAAACUGUAAUAUAAAAUAUA